GUCGGACGUAAAGCACACAAGGAAUGCGGAAAAUAGGAAUAUACACCUUCUCUACUUUCUCUGCAACAAAAUGAGCUCGGACUGAUCCGCAGAGCACCUUGGAGGGUGUGACAAGUUACUGCGGACUGCUGAAGUCUGCAGCGCUUGCCUGUGUCAGGGAUACUGGUGACGUUGGCAGAAGUGAGGCAGAAGUCAAGCAACUCUGACUCGUCAUCAAGACAAGAAAAAGAUUCGAAAUUGUAUUGUCGGAUUGUAUUGUCUACAGUACUUUGCCUUCGCUGGUUGCCUUGGAAAGUAAACCAUUUUGGGCCUGCGACUAAAGCACGGGGCUACACAGGGAGUGGGGAAAAUGCAAAAAGGCUUGUCAGUUUCUGACAGUGAUGGCUCAACGUUUGCCCCUCUGGUGGUCCUCGAGCUGGCUCCGAACACCAAAGAGGAAGCCGUUGAAUGGUUACUGAAAAGGAUCCGAGACAAGCAGCAAGAUGGAGGAGCGGAGCUGCUGGUGGAGAAGCUGUCCCCGGAGGACCAAAGCACGGAGAAGGACAACCCCAAUGUGUACAUGGUGGGGGCCUCCAUGCGGAGGCUUCUGUUCGGAGCUGAGGACGUGGGUCUCUUCAAGGAGUUCAACGACGGCACCAUGAGAAGUUUCACAUGCGCCAACAGGCACAACUUCAAGGAGUUCCAAGGCGAUGGGGACAGUUUUCUGAGCAUGGCCGAGUGUCAGUACAUCAUAAAACACGAGCUGGACACCCUGAGGGCCAAGGGUGAGGCCCACGUGCCCGGAUAUCCUAAGAUGAAACUGUAUCCAGGAAAGUCAGUCAUACGCAGAAUCCAGUCAAAGGGGAUCCUUGUUCAAAUAUUCCCUCUGCACGAAAAUGAGGAGCUCAAGAGGCUUUCCUUUUCCUGGUAUAAACAAUUCAAGCUGUCCUUCCAGCCUCUUGACGACAUCAGACACUACUUUGGCGAGGGUCUAGCGCUCUACUUUGCUUUUCUGGAGUACUUCACCUUCGCCCUGAUCCCCAUGGCCAUCAUAGGCAUCCCGUACUACCUGUUUGACUGGGAGGACUAUGACAAGUACACCGUGUUUGCUGGCUUCAACCUGGUGUGGUGCACGGUGAUCCUGGAGUUGUGGAAGCGCCUCAGCGCCUCACUGGCAUACAGGUGGGGCACACUGAGCAGGAAGAAGGCCUUUGAAGAACCGCGGCCAGGUUUCCAUGGUAUCCUGGGGUUUAACCCUGUCACGGGGCGUGAGGAGCCACUCUACCCCAACUUCAAGCGCCAGCUUCGGAUCUAUCUGGUGUCCGUGCCCUUUGUGCUACUGUGUUUGUACCUGUCCCUCUAUGUCAUGAUGAUCUACUUUGAAAUGGAGGGCUGGGUGUUGAUGAUCCAUGACGAGGAGCCUACCUUCUGGACGGGAGUGCUGCUGUUCAUCCCCAGUGUCAUCUACGCUGUGGUUAUAGAGAUCAUGAACCUGAUUUACCGCUACGCUGCCGAGUACCUCACUAACUGGGAAAACCACAGGCUUGAGUCAACUUUUCAAAAUCACCUGGUCCUUAAAGUAUUGGUGUUCAACUUCUUUAACUGUUUUGCGUCCCUCUUCUACAUUGCCUUUGUAAUGCAAGACAUGGGUCUUCUCAGACAGAGUCUGGCCACACUGCUGAUAACCUCCCAGAUCCUAAACCAGAUCAUGGAGGCCUUUCUGCCCUACUGGCUCCAGAGGAGGAGGAACAAGAAGGCCCAUAGGAGGGUGAUAAAGACCUUGGCAGACAAAGAGUUGCCCCUGUCAGAUCAGGUCAAACUGGAGGCAGAUAUGAGCACCUACUUGGGGACGUUUGAUGACUACUUGGAGCUGUUCCUGCUGUUUGGCUACGUCAGCCUUUUCUCCUGUGUCUACCCCUUGGCUGCUGUCCUGGUGGUGCUCAACAAUGUCACAGAGAUGUACUCUGAUGCCCUAAAGAUGUGCAAGGUGUUCAAACGGCCCUUCUCCGAACCAGCAGCCGACGUAGGAGUGUGGCAGCUGGCCUUUGAAGCCAUGAGUGUGAUCGCUGUGGUGACCAACUGUGCUUUGAUUGGCAUGUCUCCUCAAGUCAAGUCAUACUUCCCGGAGUCCGACACUCAGCUCAUAAUGUGGGUGGUGGCCGGAGAGCACCUCCUCUUGGCGGUAAAGUUCAUCCUGACCUUUGUGAUCCCAGAUAUUCCCAAAAACAUCCAGAUCAAACUGUCCCGUCUGGAGUUUGAGUCCCUGGAGGCUCUGAAGAAAAGGAGACAGACCCAGGGGAGAAAAUGCUGGAGGGCUCGGGCACCCCAAAAACGGAUAAGUGAUGACGAGAGACGAGGCCAACCAUUCAGAUACUGACGAGACGAAGAUGGGGCAUACUCAACCUUGGACGGUUCAAACUGACUGUUUACUUCAUACCACCCGAAUUAGCGGAAUGCUUAUUUAUGCAUAAAAUAUCCAAAGUUGUUCUUUUUUUAUAAAUGGUUGUUAAACCAGGUUUUACACUUUUUGCCUUGGCCUUGUUGAAUAGGUAUUUCUGAUAUUCGUUUGGCUGAGUUUCUGUCUCUGUGUGUCUUCUAACCUACCCACAGAACAGUAAUAUAAAUCACUAUAUGUGAUUUACAGAAUGUAUGCACGGGCCUCUUAACUAAAAGUUAAUCUGACAUGACAAGACUCAUUCUUAAAAUACUAUAUUCUGUAUGUUAACUUCCUUUGUAAACCCCGUUUAAAAUGCAUCACUUCAUACCAAAUGUACCAAUUCUGUCUUGAAUGUAGUUGGUUGAGGAGACAAUGCUGUGCAACUGAAUUACACUUGUAUAAUUCUGUUAUGUAGCAUUGGCCAUAGUAUGGAAAGAACUACAGUAAUGAUACGAGCCAGUAUUCCAACAACACAGAGCUUUUAAUGAAACAUCGAAGACCCUCUUACCACACAUGUGGUAAGAAGGUAACCUAUAUUUAUGGUAUUAUGUGGUAAGAUACCAUUAUGUGGUAUCUUACCACAUAUUAACAUUUUCUUAUCAGCCAAUCUAGUAACUUACAGUGUCAGAGAUGGCUGUUUGAAGAGCUUGUCUCAUACAGGUCAGUGACUCAGGUCUUCUGAUAUAAUUCUGCACUCCUUCAUUGAGGUCCUUGAUACAUUUUCAGGGUAUUGUCUGAAUCAAGGUGGAUGGAAAUAGGAAAGCUAGAUAAAAACUGUUAGUGAUGGGGAAGUUGUAAAUACACCUCAGCCUCUGUAACUGGCAUUGUCUCUGUUUCUGUCUACUCAGCGACUGUCAAAUAUAAGAGACAGCACUUAUUGCUUAGAAUGUGUGGCAAUGAAGUAUCUUCUGGAGUCACGAUAUUAACACUCCCUCUGAAAGGGACAGUGCCUUUGACAAAACAUUAUGCUUUCAAUUUGUUUUAUAUGCUGGACGCACACAGAGUUUGCAAGUAUCAAAAAAAAGAUCUCAAGUUAUUGAAACAAAAAUGUAACAUCCAUUUUCUCCAAUAAAUCUAUACAUCUCAUGGCAUUGCUGGUUAACUGCGAUCACCUCAUCCCUAGUCAGAAUCUUAGACUCUGGUUCUCAAACCUCUCCUGGGGACCCCCAGCUGUUUCAUGUAUUACGAUGUAUUCCAGAGAUAGCACAGCUGUGUCAACUCGUAUACUUAUUAUGAAGCGCUUCAUUCUGCUGAGCUAGUUCAGGGCAACAACAAGAGCUAUCUGGGGGGCCCCCCAGAAGUUUGAGAACAUUGUCUUAUGUGAUGGAGAAAGUGUUUGACUGUCCAGGACUGGAGCCAAUCUAUAGGGGUAAACUGUUCUAAAGAUCAGUUUAUAAUGCAUCUGAGUUACAGCUGCUGUUGGAGCAAAUACCAGGAGGCCGUUAGCUCUCCAGGAACACAGUUGGAUGCCCUGUUCAGCGGUUACUAGUGUCAUCUGGCAGCAGCAUUGCUGGCGCUACCUUGUAAAUCAUGGUGCAAUACCUUUCAGCGGAAGGCUCCCAGCAUAUUUAACUUGUCUACUCUGGACUGGAAGGAAGUCAGGUGGCAAUUUGAUCAUUAUCCACUCAUUGAUCUUUUGACCAAUGAAAUAAUCUGGUCCUUCAGCAAGUCACUCUGGCUAAGAGUGUCUGCUAAAUGACCAUGUAAGACAAUUCAUGGUGACAGCAAGGCAUUCCGAAGAGCAGGACACCAGAAAAUUUUCCAACUUCUGUAUGAGAAAAAUGUUAAGGCAUUGAACAACACAAAAAUUUAAUGUAUAAGUUUUUUCCCCACAACAUUUUAUUUUGGAUAUUACCAUUGCUAUAUGUAACUUUUGACAACAGGUAUCAACUACAGAAUAAUACAUUUAAUAAUUCUGCCAUUUCACCUCCACCCCUUAUUUUCUUUGAGCCAGUAAAUGGUUUGGUCCAGUAACAUUCUCUGGGUGGUUCUGUUU
Messenger RNA from Esox lucius (northern pike), 4412 nucleotides. It is a transcript of the gene ano10a, whose product is annotated as anoctamin 10a. The transcript has 15 exons. Lineage: Eukaryota; Metazoa; Chordata; Actinopteri; Esociformes; Esocidae. Bases 350 to 2356 code for a protein of 668 amino acids. Gene Ontology annotation, cellular component: plasma membrane. The record is from RefSeq and is a predicted model, not a curated record. Gene Ontology annotation, molecular function: chloride channel activity. Gene Ontology annotation, biological process: chloride transmembrane transport.